Messenger RNA from Cercopithifilaria johnstoni, 222 nucleotides. Lineage: Eukaryota; Metazoa; Nematoda; Chromadorea; Rhabditida; Onchocercidae. The record is from the annotation of a GenBank genome assembly.
AUGAAUGGAUUCUGUAAUCGUUCAAUGAUGAAUGGAUUCUAAUCAGUGCGACAAUCAAAUGAUUUGAAAUUUGGAAGAAAGCCUCAAGAAGAAGGUGCAGAAAUCGGAGUUGGAGAAGAAAGAAAAUCUGAAUCAGACAUGGUACCAAAACUAUAUGAUGAUCUAUUUAUUGAACCAGCUGGUGAUUACGAUAUUAUUUACGCUGAUUACAAUUCAACGUAA